Molecule: messenger RNA, 3293 nt
Organism: Wasmannia auropunctata (little fire ant)
Lineage: Eukaryota; Metazoa; Arthropoda; Insecta; Hymenoptera; Formicidae
Exons: 4
Coding region: 1439-2377 (312 amino acids)
Source: RefSeq, a predicted model, not a curated record
CUUAAGCUGGCUAAAUCUUUUUCCAAGGAUCAAAAUUGGGAUUUAAAAUCCGCCACAUGUAUAAGAUUUGCUCCUAAUUUUAAUAUACCAGAUCGUCUUACUGAUAUCUUGUGCGAUUUUAAUCCAUCCAGGAUUGGCGCUUCAUGAAAUAAUUUUAUACGAGCGUGUACCAGUGCGUCAUCGGAUCGAUCUUUUCAAUUCACCUCCAUUCUCACUCUUUUCCCGAGAAACUGAUACACGAUGGAAACGAUUUGAGUGUCGGUGUUGUAUAUGUGUGCCAGCCCGGAGGGUCAUCGAUUACCAUUCGCCGCAGGCGGAAAGGAGAGAGCGUAUACAGUUCGCGAGUGUCACACAGUGUGCCCGCGGUUCUUCAGUUGUUCGUCUCUUUUUCUCAUUAAGGGGGAUCACGGGCGACAAGAGUGCCAGAAAACGGAGGAGGCGCGAGUGAAAUGACGUGGUCCGGUAACGCGGUUAAUUUCGCGAUAUCCAGCGUCGGAGAUCUCGCGGCGACGACGCGAGCCGAGCGCGCGCGAUAUCUCUUCGCCGCGCGUGUAUACGCGCACGCACACACGCGUGAGCAAUUCAAUUAAGGAAGCGCGGACGUGCGUGCCCGCUCGCUCGCUCGCUCGCGUGCGCUCGCGUGCGCUCGCGAGCCCGAGAUCGCGCAGCGAGAUAAUUUACGUUGUACUCCGCCCCGUGGGAUGAAUGAACGUGACCCACGCAUUUUUUCCUCCCGCUCGGGUCGCGACGCCGAGAGAAGAAGAAGGAAGAGGAGGAAGGGCGGAGAGAGAAGAAGAGCCAAGGACCGCGCGGAGGGACGUGCGCGGGCACGUGUGCGCUCGCGUGAAUCGAGCGUUUUUUUUUUACGGUAAUUUAAAGCGCUCCGUGCGCCCCCGAUAAGGCCCGUUCGUCGUGAUAGCCGAGCGCCGAAGCGCUUAUCCUUCCCUUGCGAAGGAGAAUCGAAUCUGCGACUGCCAGACGUACGUAUACGUCGACGUCCGCGUUCGUAGCGCGUGUUGUAUUUUCAUGUGAUUCAUUCAUCGAGAAUGUGAGGAACGAGGAAGACAACGACGUGUUGCGCACCGAUCGCCCGAGGAUCAUCCGGAGAGAUCGCAGCGCAUCGUGAUAAUCUUUUUCUACCUUAACGUAUCAAGAGAGCGGUACAUACGAUUUCCGAUCUUACUCGGCUUAUUUAUGUGCGAGGAUUGAACGUAUAUAUCUCGACACACAUAUCGGUCCCCGCGGUUUCCCGCGAUUAGCGGCGCGGAAGCGUCUCGCGCAAUUUCACGAGUGAGAUAGUAAAAUCGUCGCCGCCGUCCGAGAGAAAGAGGAGGAGGAGGAGGGACGAGAAGAGGCGAGAAGAGAGAUGUGCCGAGGGCAUCUGCUCAAACGUGACACACGCCAGCAGCGGUCUCUCUCUCCCCCGCGAUGCGGAUAGAUGCGACGUGGGAGGAUCGUUAUCGGGCGGGCAAUAAGGUCGAGAGCAAUUGAACUCUUGGCGCGGCGUCGGUGGAUUUCGCCGCUGAUCCAGAGGAACGGACGAUCCAGAAGACGUCGCCUUCCGUCGGCCAUGGAGAGAAAGAGCGGCGGCGAGGCGCGGCCGAAGAUCGAGAUCGUGCGGGUCUCGUCCAUCGAGCGCAGCAACUUCCGGCCGCUGGACGGGGUGCAGCUACGCGCGACCUACAGCCACGUGCGGGUGGGCACUUACUGCCCGGAACCGGAAGCGGCCGUCGCCAUUGGACCGAUCGAGAACAAGCCGCCGGUCGAGCAGACGCGACGCUUCAAGAAAAAUUUGGGACCAGUAUCAAGACUGCUGAAACGUCGUCAUCACGCGACAUGCCUUGCCACCAAAUCCUGUGAUAACAUUUAUAGCGUGAAUAGGAAUAGUAAUUCUCUGGACUGGAGAGUCAACCAGAACGCCAACGAACAAGAUCUGCAAGCCAGGCAGAGCAGCAGCCUAGACUGGAGAGUAGGAAGGUCCGUCACUUUCGGCUCCAACCGGCUCCAAUGGGGCAACGCGACGCGAAGCGACGAGCAGCUUUCCAGGAGCGCGCCUCUCACUUCCGAUCAUCUUCAGACGCCGAGCACAAGAUCGAAACUUGUGUCGCUAUUGAGACGACUCUCCCCGCGCCUGUCCCGACCGGGAAGCAAGGGCUCGCUGCAAUCGUCGCCGACAAUUUGUCCCUGGGUCCAAGUCGAGUACUCGACGGAAUCGAUCGAGGCCGGCAAGCGAGAGGAGUCGCAGGAGAACGAUGCCAGCUUCCAGCAGGAAUUGCAGUUGAACGAGCUGCGGAAACGGAUGGCCGGGAUUGCUUCCACGUCCCAGGUGAUUGGUAAUCUGCGUAAACGUCCCGUUCCGUCUCGUCACGCGCAAUAAUCGAUAGUCGUCUAAUUACAAGUCUGUCGUCUGAUAACCGGCCCGUCGACUCGCAUAAGGAGAACCGUCGAAAAAUCGCGUCGAUGGUCUUCUACGAAUGGUCGUGCAAAUACGUCGUAAUGAUAAGUACACAAAUGUGCGUAAACAAAUCACGCGUAUGUGUCAAAAAGAGAAGACGUAAUAAUCGCGUAAUAAUAUAAUAUAACAAUAAUUGUUAAUAAAUAAAGAUAAAUGUAAAUUUUUUUUAUUAAAGAUUCUAAUAAAAAAUCAUUCAUAAAAAGAACUUUACAUUUGAUCGUUACUUAACUUAUAAGAUCGAUCGAGCUUCAAAAUUAAAGGGCUUGCUACAACAAUGGGCCAAUCCACAACAUAGCUGAAUAUGUGAUAUUGGUAGGAAUGGAUGUAUUUUCAUCAUUCUAAUUUUAGACUUUUCUUUUCUUUAUUUUUAUUAAAUAUGGGUUAACCCACUGUCAAGCUCUUCAAUCAUUCUAUUUCUUUCGCCUGGUCGCGGGCGAAAGAAAUAGGACAAUACCAUCCUUAAAAACGUCUUUUUAAGUAUGGUGAUUAGGCGAAAGAAAAUGGGACAAUUUUGAAGCUCGACCGAUCAUCCGGUCUUCUUACUGCGGCAGUUAAGCAACGAUCAAUCAGACGAACGGAUUUACGAUCGCUUGAAGAAUGUCCGAUGAAGUCACCCGGAACGGAACUGUAUCGGAAGGUGCGCCCAUUAAUAGCUUCCGGCGCGAUCGCCUGAAAUAGAAUACGCGAGAGGGAAAAGCGCGGUGGAUAAACUCCCCAUUCAAUUUGCCGGGCGACCUAAACCCUCUUAAGGGCGCGCGCUUAAGCCGUUCACCCCGAUUCGCGGCGACGCGCGCGACGCGUUUACAAUCUCGCCGCGGUCGUCACGGUUUUCGCACUA